Messenger RNA from Fundulus heteroclitus (mummichog), 6142 nucleotides. RefSeq names its product ring finger protein 19B (gene rnf19b). Gene Ontology annotation, cellular component: cytoplasm; ubiquitin ligase complex. NCBI's taxonomy places the organism in Eukaryota, Metazoa, Chordata, Actinopteri, Cyprinodontiformes, Fundulidae. Bases 872 to 3043 code for a protein of 723 amino acids. The transcript has 10 exons. Gene Ontology annotation, molecular function: ubiquitin conjugating enzyme binding; ubiquitin protein ligase activity; zinc ion binding. Gene Ontology annotation, biological process: positive regulation of proteasomal ubiquitin-dependent protein catabolic process; protein polyubiquitination; ubiquitin-dependent protein catabolic process. The record is from RefSeq and is a predicted model, not a curated record.
CCUUCAGGGUUUUCCUCCUUCGACGUCUCAGCGCGGCGGGGCGGCAGUGAGCGACGCGGCGCGACGCGGCGCGGAACGAAGCGAGCGGCAGAGAUUAAAGCCCCGGAGUUUUUCCGCUGCGCGUCCGGAGCUCAGGAAGCCCAGAGGCCGCCUUAAACCGCCAGGAAACCCCGGCGCCACGGAGCGCAGCGACGGCCCCGGCCUUCCAGGACUGGCCAGACCCAGACCUACCGCUGGUGGAGCGCAGGAGAAGCCGAGGCGUCGCUCCUCAACCUCUGCGGAGGAAGGCAUCCGCCGCUCGGAGAGAGGAGCGUUCAGAGAGGCCGGCAUUCAGCGACAGCAGCGGAAGAGGAUCAGUCGCUGUGGAUUCAGCCGGGGAGGAUCAGCAGCUCCGAGCCAGAGGAGUUACAAUCAUCAAGCUGUGGAUUUUAAGGUUUUUAUUGUCCCCUGGGUUUUUGUAGGAGCGUUACCGACUGAUACUGACUUUGUGUUUUUUUUUGUGUAACAGUGUUUUACUUCUUCGUCUGCCUCAGAGGAGAAAAGCCUUUUUUUUUUUACUCCUCUCGUUUUUUUCUUUGUGAAACUUUAGACGGAGAAGUUGGAGAGAAACUUGGAGCUGAAGGGGAUUUUUUUUUCUUGUUCCCGGCUUACUUGCGUCACUUCUUUCAGUCUCUGUUUGUCUUAUCUCACCCUGCCCUUUCCUGAUAAUGUUUGGUUUCGCGUGAAAGAAAGCAGAGGAGUUUGUUUGUUUUUUUGUUUUUUCAAUCUGAGCCAAGAGUCAGGGGGAGAAAGUUUUUGUUUCAGUUUAACGAGGAAACAUACCACACUUUGAAGCCCUUUGUGGGAAUUUUAAGGAGUUCUGAAAAGGGAAAUGGGCUCAGAAAAGGGCUCAGAGUCGCCUCACUCCUCAGUGAGCGGCGUUCCCAACCCUAAGUGCCGAGCAGCAGGGAAGCGCCAGGGCCGUAUCUCCUUCCACAGCCUCUUCCACAGCAAGCGGGGCUCCCGAAGCGGACGGGGCCCCAAAGGAGGCGCGGCCCCUCCUCUAACGCAUCACCAUCAUGCACCGCAGCAGCUGCUGCCUUCAGCCUUGGGUUCAACGCCCACCGCAGCCUCUGCCACGACCACCGCGGCAGCCACGCACAUGAAGGACGCGGCCUCCGGCGCCGCCUCAGACCCGCUCUCCUCCAGCCAGCCGUCCCCCGGCGGAGCCGCCGCGGCCGGGGAGCCCAGCCUCCUGGAGUGCCCGCUGUGCCUGGUGCGCCAGCCCGCCGAGCAGCUGCCCGAGCUGCUGGGCUGCAGCCACCGCUCCUGCCUCUGCUGCCUGCGCCAGUACCUCCGCAUCGAGAUCACAGAGAGCCGCGUCCAGCUCAGCUGCCCCGAGUGCGCCGAGAGGCUGGUCCCCCGGCAGGUGGCCGACAUCCUGGACGACGCCGCCCUGCUGGACAAGUACGAGGAGUUCCUGCUGAGGAGGUGCCUCGCCUCCGACCCCGACUGCAGAUGGUGCCCGGCGCCCGACUGCGGCUUCGCCGUCAUCGCCUCAGGCUGCGCCAGCUGUCCCAGGCUGGUGUGUCGCAGGGAGGGCUGCGGCGCGGAGUUCUGCUACCACUGCAAACAGGCAUGGCACCCCAACCAGACCUGCGACUCGGCGCGCCAGCAGAGGGCGCAGUCCCUGCACACCCACAGCGGCCACUCGCCCAGCUACACGCAGGAACAGGGGCCAGCUGAUGACAUCAAGCCCUGCCCUCGCUGCGGCGCUUACAUCAUCAAGAUGAACGACGGCAGCUGCAAUCACAUGACCUGCGCCGUCUGCGGCUGCGAGUUCUGCUGGCUCUGCAUGAAGGAGAUCUCCGACCUGCACUACCUCAGUCCAUCUGGCUGCACCUUCUGGGGGAAGAAGCCUUGGAGCAGGAAGAAGAAGAUCCUGUGGCAGCUGGGAACGCUGAUCGGCGCUCCGGUGGGAAUCACCCUGAUUGCCGGCAUCGCCGUCCCCGCCAUGGUCAUCGGCAUCCCGGUCUACGUCGGCCGAAAGAUCCACGCCCACUACGAGCUGAAGAAGGCGUCUCGUCACAGAAGGAAUCUGGCCAUCACGGGGGGCGUGGCCCUGUCGGUCAUCACCGCCCCGGUCAUCGCAGCCGUCAGCGUCGGUAUCGGCGUUCCCAUCAUGCUGGCCUACGUCUACGGCGUUGUUCCCAUCUCGCUCUGCAGAGGAGGCGGCUGCGGCGUCAGCAGAGGGAAGGGCCGCGGCGUGCGGAUCGACUUCGACGAAGACGAUGGACCAAUCACAGUGGCGGACGCUUGGCGCGCCCUGAAGUCCCCGAGCCUCGGCGAGAGCAGCCUGGACGGCGCGGUCAGCGGUCUGAGCACCACGUCCCCCAGCGAGGGCCUCUCCGUGGCCCCUGGGAACCUGGGAGACACUCCGCACUUUAACACGCUCGCCGGUGGCGCCCUGGGGACUCGGACCAGCAAGUACAGCAGGUUGGAAGUUCAGCCGGGGGAGCUCGCCAAGGAGUCCGCCCAGAGAGAGACGGGAAGCUUGGGAGCAGGAAGCGACUGCGCCAGCACCCGAGGAAUGGCCGGAUCCAUCAUUUCCUCCUACACCUUACCUGACAGGGACUGCACCAACCUGGAGAUCCAGGUGGACAUCGAGACCAAACCCAGCCAUCUCUGCCUGACCAGUGAGGAGGACCUGGCCCCGCAGCCAGGCUCUGCUGCCACAGCGGCCGCCUCAGGGGGGGAGGAGCCUCAGGACUGCAGCUCCAGAAGGGGCGGGGCUCUGUCCUGCUCGGCGCUGGGACUGUCCCCGGGGGCGUCGGUCCGGGACGGGCUCCGAGACGUCACCCUGGCCCAGCCGGAGAGCAUCCGCAGCGACCUGGAGAUGUCGGACACUCAGUCGGACGACAUCGCCGAGCUGACGUCGGACGACUGUGACUCUCCCCUCCCCAAAAGCUGCCAGCAGCUGCAGCUCCCCUCCUGCAGAUCCCUGAACCCCCCCACCGACGGCCUUCACUGCCCUGCAGACAGCAACGUCAUCCUGUACGUCUGAGAGAAGCACAGCUCUCAGGAUUGCACAAAAACUCUCACAACCCUGAACAUUUACCUUCACCCCUCCUCCUGUCGUCUCCCGUCAGCUGCUUUAACGUCUGAGACCCAGACGGCGUUCGUUUACUCCUCUCCGUCUUAUUGACCGACCGGCCAAUCUCCUUUCUGAGUAAAUGGUCAGGGUUCUACCUCUGAGAUUUGUUGUUUACUCCUUGGUGCAAAAUGCCUUGGCUUCUUAAGCAAAAAAAAAAAAAGAAAACAACAUAAAAAGAAAACAAAAAAGUACAAAUUCAUAAGAAAAAAAAUGCAAAAAAGAAACGGUAAAAUGAGAAAAUGAGGCGAGAGUUACCAAGCACAGCAGACAGAAACAGACUGGUGAGACAAAUCGAUGCGUGUUUGAACGGAAACGUACAAAUGUUUGCUUUUCUUUUCCUCUGCUGUUUCUGACAUCAGCAAAUUGUUCUUUUUUGGGGGGUUUGCAGCGUGCAUGAGGCUGCAUGAGCCAUUUAUUUGGUUUUUUUUGCCUGGAAGUUUUAAAAGGGCAACAAGUUUCCUGAGAGUUUACCUUCAGAGGACGAAGCCACAGCCGAUUCUCGCUCUUCCUGCACAGAGGAGGAUGAGGAGGCUGCAGGUGGAGCGAGGGAGCGGCGCACGCUGCAGAAAUGAAUAAAAGAGAGAGAGUUCUGAUGAUGACGGCCCAAAACGCCCUGAGAAAAAGAAAAGACCCAAGUUUAUAGUCUAAAAAGAGUUUUGUAUCAACUGCUAAAAAGUACAAAGCCAAAAUAUUUCAGCUGAAUUCUGUUGUUGCUUAAAUUGUUUUUCAGAUUUUCUGAAACAAAACCACUGAAUAGUUAAUUUAAUUAACAAUUUGAACUGCAUAAAUGUUAAAAGUCUAAUGAGACUGCUGACUCUGGACUUAAUGAGAAGAUUUUAUGAAUAUUUAUAGACAUGAAACAAAAAAUAAAUAAAUCCAACAUAACAUUUUAUUAUGUCCAAAGACUUUACCCAAUUCAAGGUGAAGAUAUAACUUUAACCAGAAACUUUACCACAUUUUUAUUUUUUCUAGAUGUAGUUUUGUCCAGCUGAACUGGAACAUCUUCCUUUUUGUUUGUUUUAUCUUCAGCAAUAUAUGAAUUCUUAUUAUUGCUGUUGGAAAAAAAUAGUUAUUGAAUUUAAAUAUCAUGAUAUUGUUAGUAUGGUAUGUUUUACCAUUUCAUGAACCGCCCUGUGAUGCAGACUAGGGAUGCACCGAUAUGAACGUUUCAACUAAUAUCGACUACAGAUGAUAACAUUCCUUUAAUGCAUAUAAUACUUACUAUUAUAUGCAUUAUAUUUAUGUCCCUACCCUUUUGGACAACGUUAAAAAAACAACCUGACAUUCCGCCAUCGGUUGUUGCUAUCGGCCCAAAGCUGAAACAAAAAAUAAACUUUUUUUUUUUUUUUAAUUUUCAAGAAUAUUUAGCAAAUGAUGGAAGUUGCUAAAUUUAUGGAUUGCACAAUUAUCGGUUUCAGACACAAAAAUAUAGAUUUUCCAGUUUUGUGUACAACAAUCACAGAUCCUCCCGUGGUGCAAAAUAUUUUGCUUUAACUUGGGAAAUGAUCGGAUAUUGCUGCACCGCGUAUUGUGAUAUCGGGUAUCGGUAUCGUACAUCGUGCCGUUUCCUGAGGUGUCCCUAAACCUUCUGAAGACUCUAAACCAAAAACGUCCUGCUUUUGGACAGAAAUAUUUACUUAUAACAAAAAAGAAACUUAUUUGAACAAAUGUAAUUAUUGAGUAACUUACUGAUAAUUGCUGAACCGAUACCAAGUAUCACGGUAUCGGUUGUCGUUGAUUGUAAAUCGUGCCAUUUUCUGAUUUUUCUGAAGACUCUAAACCAAGAAAAGCUGUAAAUUGUUAUUGAACAACUUAUGGGUUGUUGCUGAAUUUCUGUAUCGUCAUCAAAACAUUUCAGAAGACGUCCUGUCAAUUCAAAUAUUAAUUGCAUUGGAAGUAAUUCCUCUGAGCCAGGCAGCGUUGCAUCCAUGUCGUCCAUCAGAACCUCUCCUCUGGUUUGUUUCUGGUGCGUGACCCGGCUCCAGGCGUGCGUUUGAGCGCCGCUCACUGACCAGCACAUCCACCCCCCACCCCCCCACCCCCCACACACACACACACACACACACACACACCUUGCUCUGUAAAGUCUCACCUGUCCAACCCGGUUUUAUGUGCAUGAACGACGGAACAUGUGAUGAAUGUAUUUGUGCGACACACUUUGUCAUUUUAUUUGACUCGGCACUUGUGCACUUUAUCUGAAUGUCUUAUUUAUCUUUAUUUUUAUUUUUUUUGUAUUUUAAUUUGCUUUUCAACAUCUGUUGCUGUAAACAUGUUUACUUGAGUGAAAAACAAAAGUCUGUGGUACAACCAAAAAAAAAAAAAAUGGAGCCUUUCUGUUGGAUGGGGUGAGAGAAACGUUUGCCUCCAAAAUUUUACGUUUGCCGCUCAGUAUUUUUGACCUUAAAUGAUGUUUUCAUGUGUUUUAAUCAAUGCUGUGAUUCAAGAACUAAACAUAAUUUAUUAAUUUCCAUUUCUUUUAUAGGCCUGUGUUGCUCUGGUCAUUUUUACAACCCAGUAUCACUUGUGAACUCUUAGUUUUGGAGCCAAACGCCGAGCUUCUCUCCCUCACAGCCCGACCCGUUUCUUAGCUUUGGAUCACCUCCGUGCUUCUGUUUGAAAAGGUUCCCAGGAACCGCUUUUAUUUUUCAUCUCAGAGUAGCUUUAUGGAUUCUGCUGCUUACGUGACUUGGCGGUGCUGUUUGGUCUACACACGUCGCUGAUUUUUGCCUCUCUUUCAGAAUAAACGAAUGUACCACAGACGGGAAAACCGGGCCUUCCUGAAAGAGUCCAAACGAGUGUUACGCCCCUUUAGGAACACAGAACGUUCUUUCUUUCUUUGAACCGGUUUUAUAGAUGGCAAUAUUUAAGUGUUACGAUUAAAGGAGCUGUGUUUUUCUGUUCUCGUUGCGGCUAAAGCCUCGAUGUGAGGUGCUGCGCUAGCAGGACUGUGAGACUGUGGAGUUUUAUGAGGGGAAAAUGAAUAAAUAAACAGUUUUAUGUUGCACCAAA